Molecule: messenger RNA, 6688 nt
Organism: Nannospalax galili (Upper Galilee mountains blind mole rat)
Lineage: Eukaryota; Metazoa; Chordata; Mammalia; Rodentia; Spalacidae
Gene: Col4a6
Product: collagen type IV alpha 6 chain
Exons: 45
Coding region: 261-5333 (1690 amino acids)
Cellular component (GO): basement membrane; collagen trimer
Molecular function (GO): extracellular matrix structural constituent
Source: RefSeq, a predicted model, not a curated record
CUUCCUCUCCAGGCGCAUGGAACUAUCUCCUGAGUGCUGCAAGUUGUAGCGGGCACCGCUGAGUGUGUUUCCCAUCGGGGAACUUCUUAUCUAGCAGCUGACUUUAGUUUCUUCAAACUAAGCCACUUCGCCCACUUACACUGUUCUGAAUAAGGAACAAACUGCCAAGCAUCAACGGGCCCCCCCGGAGCCCUAGAUGAGCCAGCGCCGCGGAACCGGUUAACAAUCUCCCUGGACGCAGCUCCGGAGGAGCCACAAGCAUGCACCCUGGGUUGUGGCUGCUCCUGGUUUCCUUGUGCCUGACCCAAGAACUGGCAGAAGCGGGACAGAAGUCCUAUGGAAAGCUGUGUGGGGAGCAAGACUGCAGUGGAGGUUGCAAAUGCUCUCCUGAGAAAGGAGCAAGGGGACGCCCUGGACCAACUGGCAUUCAAGGUCCAGCAGGUCCUGAAGGACUUGCUGGUCCUACUGGUUUAUCGGGGUUGAAAGGAGAAAGAGGCUCCCCAGGCCUUCUGGGACCAUAUGGACUAAAAGGAGAUAAAGGUCCCAUGGGAGUUCCUGGCUUUCUUGGCAUCAAUGGGAUUCUGGGCCACCCUGGACAGCCAGGCCCCAGAGGUUUACCAGGCCUAGACGGCUGUAAUGGAACUCAAGGAGAUGUUGGAUUUCCAGGCCCUGUUGGCUAUCCUGGGAUUUUAGGACCACCUGGGCUGCCUGGUCGGAAAGGUUCAAAAGGGGAACCUGCUCCUUUUCAAGGUAGCAUCACAGGAAUGAAGGGGGAUCCUGGGCUGCCUGGACUAGAUGGAAUCUCUGGUCCAUCAGGAUCCCCUGGAUCUCCUGGAGGUGCAGGACCCAUAGGAUCACCAGGCUUACAAGGUCCUCCAGGCCCCCCUGGACUCCCUGGCCCUGAUGGAAAUAUGGGGUUAGGUUUCCAAGGAGAAAAAGGAAUGAAGGGGGAUGUUGGCCUCCCUGGCCCUGCUGGACCACCUCCAUCUACUGGUGAACUAGAGUUCAUGGGAUUUCCUAAAGGGAAGAAAGGAUCCAAGGGUGAACCAGGGCCUCCAGGUUUCCCAGGCAUGAGUGGCCCUCCAGGCUUCCUGGAAUUUGGAUCUAUUGGAGAAAAAGGAGAAAAGGGAAUCCUUGGUUUGCCGGGACCUAGGGGUCCCAUGGGUUCAGAAGGAGAAGAAGGCUAUCCAGGGGAACAGGGAAAAAAGGGAUCAUCUGGUUUACCUGGAUUUACUGGGUUCCCAGGAAUUAAGGGUGAAAAGGGUGGCAUUGGUCUGCCAGGCCCAGACAUUUUCACUGAUGUGCAUGGUGCUGCGAUCUCAGGUUCUCCUGGAGACCCCGGUAUACCAGGCCUCCCAGGCAUUAGAGGAGAUGAAGGCAUCCAAGGCCAACGUGGCCCUUCUGGCACCCCUGGCCUCCCAGCCCUAACAGGUCUUCAAGGCACCCUAGGGCUUCGGGGACCUCCAGGCCUCAAGGGAGACCAAGGCAACCCAGGCCGCAGCACCACUGGGGAGACUGGCCUGCCUGGCAGAGUUGGUUUACCAGGUUUACCAGGCUUGCCAGGCCCAUCAGGUCCACUUGGUACCACAUUUGAGACUGGAACUCUGCCUAUCACAGAACCUGGAUUCCCUGGUUUCCAAGGAGAACGAGGUGCAAAAGGAAAUCCAGGACUCCAAGGAGCAAAAGGGGACUCUGGUUCUUGUGCAUGUGAAGUUGGUGUCCCCAACACUGGACCACCUGGGGAACCAGGUCUGCCUGGGAUACAAGGUCUCAUCGGCCUCCCAGGCAUUAAAGGGACCAGAGGAGAUCCAGGCUCUGUAGGUGCACCCGGCCCAGCAGGGACUCCAGGGUUAUUUGGACCUCCAGGUCAUACAGGCCCCAAAGGAAAGAAAGGUGAACCAACCAUCAGUCGAGGAUCAAAAAUGUCAGGAGACAAAGGUGAUCCUGGUCCUAAGGGGUUCCCAGGUAUAGCAGGAGCUGCAGGCAAGGAUGGAAUACCAGGUUUACCAGGUCUGCCAGGCCUUCAGGGAGAUAGUGGACUUGGAUUCCCAGGUGAAAAGGGGUCACCAGGACUUCCUGGUAAAAAGGGUCCUGAUGGUCCAACUGGCCCCCCAGGAAUUGGGCUGCCAGGACUUCCUGGACCACGUGGGCUUCCUGGAAAUAAAGGAGUAGAUGGGUUGCCAGGGCAACAAGGCCUCCGUGGAGCCCAAGGAGUCACCUUGCCUUGUAUUAUUCCCGGGUCGUAUGGUCCAUCAGGAUUUCCUGGAGCUCCUGGAUUCCCAGGCUCAAAGGGGGCCCGGGGCCUCCCUGGGACUCCAGGCCAGCCUGGCAUUCAUGGAAGUAAAGGAGAGCCUGGAAGCCCAGGAUUUAUUCAUCUCCCAGAAUUACCAGGAUUUCCUGGACCUCAUGGGGAGAAGGGCUUGCCUGGGUUUCCUGGGCUUCCUGGAAAAGAUGGCUUGCCUGGGAAGGCUGGCAGUCCAGGUUUACCAGGUUCCAAGGGAGCCACUGGUGACACCUUUGGUGCUGAAAAUGGUGCUUCAGGGGAGCAAGGCCUACAUGGAUUGCCAGGGGACAAAGGAUUUCCUGGAGACUCUGGCCUUCCAGGACCCAAGGGUUUGAAUGGGAAGUCUGGUUUGCUAGGCCCCAAAGGUGAACGGGGCAUCCCUGGAGCAUCAGGAUCAGUGGGACAGCCAGGACCCUUAGGAUCUAGUGACCCAUUUGGCAUCAAGGGCACAUCUGGCCUUCCAGGAGCACCAGGCCUCCCAGGCAUUUCAGGACAUCCUGGAAAGAAAGGUCUAAGAGGAGAGAUGGGUCACCCUGGAUCAACUGGAAAACGAGGUCUACCUGGGAUAAAAGGCCUUCCUGGUUCUCCAGGGUCACCUGGCUUCUUGGGGAACCCAGGCUUGUCUGGGGUCACUGGGUUGCCUGGCCUCCCAGGCCAAAAGGGUGAAAAGGGAGCCUCUGGACCAAUAGGUUUUCCUGGGUUGCCAGGUCUUCCUGGUAUUCCUGGAGCAAGUGGAUUAAAGGGACUUCCUGGGUCAGUUGGCAAGGUGGGACAAUUUGGACAGGCUGGUAGUCCUGGCGAAAAAGGAGACAGGGGUGAUCCAGGGCCAGUUGGAAUGCCCAUUUCAAGACCUCCAAUGCUGAACCUUUGGUUCAAAGGAGACAAGGGCUCUCGAGGUUCUGCCGGAUUGGAUGGAUUCCCUGGGCCCAGAGGUGAAAAAGGAAAGCCUGGGAGACCAGGGUCACCAGGUUCACCUGGAGCUCCUGGACAGCCCAGUACAAUCAAAGGACUUAGUGGGAGGCCAGGUUCCCCUGGCUCCAUAGGAUUACAAGGUUUUCCCGGCCUGAAGGGAUCCCUGGGGAUCACAGGUUUCCCAGGAAUGCCAGGAAAAAUUGGUUCACAAGGUUUUAUUGGAGCUUCUGGACCCCAGGGAGCAUCUGGUAUCCCAGGCCUAAAAGGAGAUCAGGGCCAAACACUUGAAAUUUCUGGUAUCCCAGGACCCAAGGGGCAACCUGGUGAAUCGGGUUUUAAAGGUGUAAAAGGAAAAGAUGGACCAGUUGGUGAUACUGGUUACCCUGGAGUCAAAGGUGAAGAUGGAAAAGUUGGUAUUACUGGCGAUACUGGCCUUCCUGGCUCCCCAGGACCUCAAGGGAUUACAGGGAUGAGAGGAGACCCAGGACUCCCAGGUUCUUCUGGCCAUCCAGGGUCAACUGGCUCCCCUGGAUCCUCUGGCUUAAUAGGACCUAAAGGAUUCUCUGGACCUCCUGGUUUACAUGGACUAAAUGGACUUCCAGGCACCAAGGGUACCCAUGGCACUCCAGGAGUGAGCGUCACUGGUGUGCCUGGACCUGCUGGCUUGCCUGGUCCCAAAGGGCAAAAGGGAACACCAGGAAUUGUCAUCGGAGAUCCAGGGAAACCAGGUUCAAGGGGGCAAAAAGGUGACCGAGGUUUCCCAGGUCUUCAAGGCCCUGCUGGUCCCCCCGGAGCCCCAGGCAUCUCCUUGCCCUCAGUCAUAGCAGGACAGCCUGGCGACCCCGGGCGGCCAGGCCUAGAUGGAGAACGAGGCCGCCCAGGUAACCCCGGGCCUCCAGGUCCCCCUGGGCCAUCCUGGGAUCAAGGCGACCCUGGAGACCCUGGCUUCCCUGGAAUUGCAGGCCUUCAGGGGCCCAAGGGGAACCAAGGAUUUCCAGGUUUCUCUGGCCUCCCUGGAGAUCUAGGGCUGAAAGGCGUGAAAGGGGAGCCUGGCUUCAUGGGGACUCCAGGCAAGGUUGGGCCACCAGGAGACCCAGGAUUUCCUGGAAUGAAAGGGAAGGUGGGGACAAGAGGCUUUGCCGGCCCCCAGGGAGCACCUGGACAUACACCAAUUGCUGAAGCUGUCCAGGUUCCCCCUGGACCCCUGGGCCUGCCAGGCAUCGAUGGCAUCCCUGGUCUCACAGGGGAGCCUGGGAUUCAAGGCCCUGUGGGUCUGCAAGGCUCCAAAGGUCUACCUGGCAUCCCUGGAAAGGAUGGCUCCAGUGGGCUUCCAGGCCCACCUGGUACCCUUGGUGAUCCCGGUCUCCCCGGACUACAAGGCCCACCAGGAUUUGAAGGAGCUCCAGGGCAGCAGGGCCCCUUUGGGAGGCCUGGAGUGCCUGGGCACAGUGUGAGAGUGGGCUACACACUGGUGAAGCACAGUCAAUCAGAACAGGUGCCCCUGUGCCCCGUCGGGAUGAGCCAGCUAUGGGUGGGUUACAGCUUGCUGUUCGUGGAGGGACAGGAGAAAGCCCAUAACCAGGACCUGGGAUUUGCUGGCUCCUGCCUACCCCGCUUCAGCACCAUGCCCUUCAUCUACUGCAACAUCAAUGAAGUCUGCCACUAUGCCAGACGCAAUGAUAAAUCCUACUGGCUCUCCACUACUGCCCCCAUUCCCAUGAUGCCUGUGGGCCAGACCCAGAUUCCCCAAUACAUCAGCCGCUGCUCUGUAUGUGAAGCACCCUCACAAGCCAUUGCUGUGCACAGCCAGGAUGUCACCAUUCCACAGUGCCCUCUGGGCUGGCGGAGCCUCUGGAUUGGGUACUCCUUCCUCAUGCACACUGCUGCUGGGGCGGAGGGCGGAGGCCAAUCCCUGGUCUCCCCUGGCUCCUGCCUUGAGGAUUUCCGGGCUACUCCUUUCAUCGAAUGCAGCGGUGCCCGAGGUACCUGCCACUACUUUGCCAACAAGUACAGUUUCUGGCUGACAACCGUGGAGGAGAGGCAGCAGUUUAGGGAAGAACCUGUGUCUGAGACACUGAAGGCUGGGCAGCUGCACAGCAGGGUGAGCCGCUGCCAGGUGUGUAUGAAAAGCCUAUAAGGAGUCACCUGUCAUGGUGCCCCUGGUCUUCCCUAUGCCCUCACAACAGUUACUUCACAAACCUGCACAGUCUGAGGAAGGAAGUCCUGAGCCCAUUUGCCUGUCAAGCUGUACAUUGGAGUCUCAUUUGGACUGGCCUACUGGACACUGAUCACCCAUCCCCUCAAGUCCAACAGAUGAGCCCACCAUGUUGGGAUUUGCUGUCCUAUUCCCAUCAAUCUGGUGCUACUGUUCCAUUUGGACAUUUGUUAUUAUCCAUGUUACCUCAGAAAUAUUUGCUGGACUACCAUUUUCAAAGAGCACUAGGUCUCCUCGCUACAAUGAUCAGGAAGCUCCUCAUAAUAGCUAUGUUAUUUCUUUAUGACCAGACGUCCACCACACAUUAACUUAAACCAGAAUUCAGGAUUUUUACAUUAAAUGUAUGUCUCCGGUUGAACAGUUUCAGACAGUUCAUGUCUGCUUAAGGCUAGCCCUCCCUAUCCAAGGCAGUCCACUGUGUCUAGGCAGGCAGUAGAGCUGGAAACAAGAAGCCAGCCUAUACCCGGACAAGCUGUGAUUCCUUUCAGAGUUUUUAAGACCACGCCCCAUCUUGCCUAGGGAAGUCUGAAGGCCAGGAGCUGAGAGAGGUCUAUAAAUUUCAUUUGGUCCUAGACAGAUCACUGCCUCCUGGUGGACACACUCCUCAGCCAGAUAGACAGAGGACUUGGCCUGGUCCAAACUAGAGCCAAGGAUGCAAUAAAUGUGGGCAAGCCCAUAUAAGGAAAUGAGAACCACAUCUUUUUCUCCUUGGCCUGGGGUAGAGGGAUGAAUAGGAAUGGAAAUGUCAAUUUUGAUUUUGACUCCAGGAACAAAGUGGUAAAUCUAAUGCCCCCAUUUCUCAGCAGUUCUUGUUUAUUCCAAAUGCCAUCUGGAUGUGUGCAAUAUGGCAAACCGAAGUUGCAGUAUCUUAGUUCCUUGCAUUCUGAUGCUAUUGGAGACUUUCUAGUAAAAUGACUAUUCAGCUACUCUUUCACAGGUAGCCUUUAAACUGUUUUAAUGCUUAAAAAUAUCUCAUAAAACACCUAGCCUACACCUGUCCUUAGCAGUGAGCAGACCUAAAGCACAGCCUGAGCUGGUGAGGUAUACUGGAUUCUGUUUGGGGCAAUUUGUUUUAAUUACCAGUUUUUCAGAACAUCUUAGCUAUAUUGACAUGAAGCACUCUCUUCCAGGCGAUUCUGCUGUUUUAGGUGUUAUGUAAACUGUGCCAACAUAGGCAAAGCAUAAUCAGUAUAAUCUGAGCUGUUGUCACCAUCGCUCCUAGAUAAGUAAAGCAUGCUGUCAGUUUGUAUAUACCAAAUAAAAUGAAUGAAAUCUAA